AUGUGCACGGCCCGCCCCGCCCUCCCUGGCGCGCCCGGCCCCGCCGCACGGGGACAGGAGCCGCGCGCGCCUCGCCGGGGCGCCCCCACAGCCCGCUGCGACCGCGCCGGGGAGCGGCGGAGGCCCCGAGCGGCCGAGGAGAGCGGAGGCGGCCGGCCAGCAGCGCCCCGGGGCCCGCGCCCUCCCGAGGGGGCGCAGCAGGAGCGGCGGGAGGCGGCGGAGGGAGGCCCCGGCGCCAAGAUGCCGCGGCCCUGGGCCCUGGCGCUCCCGCUGCUGCUCCCCUGGGUGGCAGGUGGAUCGGGGGACACGGCCAGUACUAACGGGUGGCUCUUGACCCACAGUGCAAAGGAUCGUGGGCUGUCGACGUCCACACCGCAGCCCGGGCUCUGUCGCUACGGAACUAAGCUGGCCUGCUGCUAUGGCUGGAGAAGGAACAGCAAGGGAGGCUGUGAAGCUUUGUGUGAACCCGGAUGCAAGUUCGGGGAGUGCGUGGGACCGAACAAAUGUAGAUGCUUCCCAGGAUACACCGGAAAGACGUGCAGUCAAGACGUGAAUGAGUGUGGACUAAAACCCCGGCCGUGCCAACACAGAUGUGUGAACACACACGGGAGCUACAAGUGCUUUUGCCUGAGCAGCCACGUGCUCAUGCCGGAUGCCACGUGUGCGAACUCCAGGACGUGUGCCAUGACAAGCUGCCAGUACAGCUGCGAAGACACAGAGGAAGGGCCUCGCUGUCUGUGUCCGUCCUCGGGGCUCCGCCUGGCGCCGAAUGGAAGAGUUUGUACAGAUAUCGACGAAUGUGCCUCUGGGAAAGCUGGCUGCCCUUACAGUCGAAGAUGCGUGAACACAUUUGGAAGCUACUACUGCAAAUGUCACGUUGGUUUUGAACUGAAAUAUGUCCGUGGCCGCUAUGACUGUGUAGAUAUAAACGAAUGUGCUGGGAAUACCCAUCCGUGCAGCCUCUAUGCCAACUGCCUCAAUACCCAAGGAUCCUUCAAGUGUAAAUGCAAGCAGGGAUACAGAGGCAAUGGCCUUCAGUGUUCCGUGAUCCCUGAAAAUUCUGUGAAGGAAGUCCUCACGGCCCCUGGUACCAUGAAAGACAGAAUCAAGAAGUUGCUGGCUCACAAAAACAGCAUGAAAAAGAAGAUAAAAAUCAAAAAUGUCAUCACAGAACCUUCUGGAACUCCUGCCCCUGAGGUCAACCUGCAGCCCCUCAACUCUGAAGAGAGUGUUUCCAGAGGUAGGAACUCUGAUGGAGGAAAAAACCGAAAUGAAGAGAGAAAGAAAGAGGGGCUCGAGGAAAAGAAGAGAAAGGAGAAAACCCUGAAGCACCACGUGGAGCGGGAGCAAAGCCUUCGAGGAGAUGUGUUUUCCCCGAAGGUGAACGCAGCGGGUGAAUUGGGUCUGGUUCUGGUCCAGAGAAAAGCUGUCACAUCCAGGCUGGAACACAAAGAUUUAAAUAUCUCAGUUGACUGCAGCUUUGAGCACGGGGCCUGUGACUGGAAACAGGAUAUAGAAGAUGACUUUGACUGGAAUCCUGCUGAUCGAGAUAAUGCUGUUGGCUACUAUAUGGCAGUUCCGGCCCUGGCAGGCCGUAAGAAGGACAUCGGCCGCCUGAAACUCCUGCUCCCGGACCUGCAGCCCCAGAGCAACUUCUGUUUGCUCUUUGAUUACCGGCUGGCCGGAGACAAAGUCGGGAAACUUCGAGUGUUUGUGAAAAGCAGUAACGACGCCCUGGCAUGGGAGGAGACCAGGAGCAAGGACGAAAGGUGGAAGACGGGGAAAAUUCAGUUGGAGCAAGGGAUCAGCACUACCAAAAGUAUCAUUUUUGAAGCAGAACGUGGCAGGGGAAAAGCCGGAGAAAUUGCAGUGGACGGCGUCUUUCUGGUUUCAGGCUUAUGUCCAGAUCGCCUUUUAUCUGUGAAUGGUUGAAUGUGACCGUGGUCUUUUGCAUCUUUAUAUUCGGCUUUUUAUGUCAGUUCUCUGUUUUCUGAUAUUACACCAUAGAUUCCCCCACUUUAGAAAUACAAACUGAAAAGUUGUAAUGUACCAACAGAAACAUUAUUGUCACACGCCUUUCUUGUAUAAGACGUGCCAAGAGUUGCUUUAAAUGUAGUGCCACUGUG
Prionailurus viverrinus (fishing cat) is the source of this 2126-nucleotide messenger RNA. RefSeq names its product EGF like domain multiple 6 (gene EGFL6). Gene Ontology annotation, cellular component: membrane. The record is from RefSeq and is a predicted model, not a curated record. Gene Ontology annotation, molecular function: calcium ion binding. The transcript has 12 exons. Lineage: Eukaryota; Metazoa; Chordata; Mammalia; Carnivora; Felidae. Bases 1 to 1932 code for a protein of 643 amino acids.